AUGUACAGAGCUAUUAAGGAGAAAAAACAGAAUGACUUUGCUGGAGUUGAUGCUGAUAGACUCAAGUUAUGGAGAGUUAACACGGAUCAAACUAUUUCCGAAGAAAUACUAAAUGACGAAUUAGAGGAUACAGCAAAAACAAUUGGAAAUACUUUUCUUGAUGUCCAAGGAGGUAACAUUCGAGUUAUAGUUAGAGCUCCUGAUACUGCGCAACCCAUUGCUGGAAUAGGAAGUUUGACAGCUGGUAUCAAAGGAAUGCAACUUCAAGCAUCCAACACACAAUCAAAAUUUUUUGGAAUAAUACCUUACGUUGAUCCAAAAAGAUUUAAUGGACGAAGAAUGAAAAAAGACUCGGCACAAUUUGGAGAACAAUAUGGUGUUGAUUUGGCUUUAGAAAUUUUACAAGGCCUUAGAGAAGAACCAAUUCCUAAUACGCCUGAAAAUUACAUUAAAAUUUAUACUGAAUGUUGGAACGCUAAUAAUAAUACUUCUUCAAAUACUGAUGAUUCAUUACACGGGGAAAUAGAUUCAACAUUUCGCAAGGAUAUUCUUGACUAUUUUAGUAACUAUAAUAUAAAAUCACAAGAAUUUUAUAAUUGGCUACUGAUUAAUCAAAAUAAUAAUUCAGAUUAUAUUUUCUUACUUGGAUAUUGUAAUUAUAAUGGAAUUGGAACUAGUGUUAACAAACAAAAAGCAGUUGAAUUGUUUCAACAGGCGGCAAAUUUAAGCUCAACAAUCGGCAAAUGGAGAAUAUUCAGAUGGUAUCAUAUGGCAGCAAAUUCAGGAGACAGUAUGGCUCAAUAUAACCUUGCCCUUAUGUAUAAAAAUGGAGAUAAUAUUGAUAAAGAUUAUAGCAAAGCUUUCGAAUUAUUUAAACAAUCAGCUGAAGGAAAAUAUCCAGAUGGAAUAACAAUGUUAGCAUAUUGUUAUCAUAAUGGAAUUGGAACUCGCGUUAAUAAACAAAAAGCAAUUGAAUUAUAUCGACAGGCGGCAAAUUUAAAAAAUAAAGGUGCUAAUAUAGGUUAUGACAAAGCUUUUGAAUUAUGUCACAAGCUCAAUAUAAUAUUACUUAUAUGUAUCAUGUAUGGAAGAGAAAUUAAAAAAGAUGUAAGUCGUGUAAUUUAUUGGCAUGAGCAAUCUGUUAAACAAGGAGAUAAAAAUGUUCAAUAUAAAUUAAAAAAAAAUUAA
This is a messenger RNA of Rhizophagus irregularis DAOM 181602=DAOM 197198, 1188 nucleotides long. NCBI's taxonomy places the organism in Eukaryota, Fungi, Glomeromycota, Glomeromycetes, Glomerales, Glomeraceae. The record is from RefSeq and is a predicted model, not a curated record.